CCUGAUGGAACUGAUCGCUUUGCUCCUGGUGCUCCUCGUCGUGGCCGCCGCCUACUCGGCAUCGGCGGCGGCCUCCCAUCGCCGGCGCUCGCGGUGCUUCCUCCUCGACUACGUCUGCUACAAGCCGCCGGACGACCUCAAGUUCCCCACGGAGACGAUGCGCGCGCUUCUGGACCGCAGCGAGCGCCUCGACGGCCCCGCGCGCCGCUUCCUCCUCCGCGUCGUCGUCCGCUCCGGGCUCGGCGAGCACACCUACGCCCCGCGCACCCUCGUCGCCGGCCGCGCGGACGGCAGAGCCACCCACCAGGACUGCCUCGACGAGAUGGACCCCUUCUUCCACGGCGCCGUCGAGGAGCUCUUCGCCCGGACGCCGGGGCUCGGCCCCCGCGACGUCGACGUGCUGGUCGUCAACGUCAGCACGUUCCACCCGGCGCCGUCGCUCGCGUCGCGGAUCGCGCGCGCGCACGGCAUGCGCGACGACGUCGCGGCGUACAACCUCUCCGGGAUGGGUUGCGGAGCCGUGCUCGUCGCCGUGGACCUCGCCCGGAACGCCCUGCGCGCGCGGUCAACGCGGCCGGCGCUGGCGCUGGUGGUCUCCGCGGAGUGCAUCGUGCCCAACUGGUAUGUGGGCAACGACAGGUCCAUGAUGCUGGGCAGCUGCCUCUUCCGCUGCGGCGGCGCGGCCGUGCUGCUCGCCAACGACCCGGCGCUCCGCGGGCGGCGCGCCAAGAUGGAGCUGCGCCUCGUGGAGCGCGCCACCGUCGCCGCCGACGACGACGCGCACGGGGCCAUCGUCCAGCGCGAGGACGAUGAGGGCCGCGUCGGGAUCAGCCUCAGCAGGUCCCUCCCGAAGGUCGCCGUCGCCGCCUUCGCCGCGAACAUGAGGCGCCUCGUGCCGCGCGUCCUCCCCGCCACGGAGCUCGUCCGGUUCGCCGCCGCCGUGGCAUGUCGAAAGUUGCUGCGCCGCCGCGGGGGCGGCGCAGCUACCGGUAGCAAGAUCAACUUCAAGGCCGGCGCCGACCACUUCUGCCUCCACCCCGGCGGCGUUGCGGUGAUCGACGCGGUGAAGCGGAGCAUGGGGCUGGAGGAGCGCGACGUGGAGCCGUCGAGGAUGACGCUGCACCGGUGGGGGAACACGUCGGCGAGCAGCGUGUGGUACGUGCUGUCGUACAUGGAGGCGAAGGGGUGGCUCAAGGUCGGGGACAGGGUGCUCAUGGUGGCGUUCGGGUCGGGGUUCAAGUGCAACAGCUGCGUGUGGGAGGUGACCGGCGACAUGGCCGACAAGGGCGCAUGGGCCCACUGCAUCGACAGCUACCCACCGGAGAGGCUGGCCAACCCGUACAUGGAGAAGUACGGCUACAUCAACGGAGGACAAGGCGACGGUGCGCUGCUGGUUCAAAUGCCUGAGCACUUGGACCGCGACGGCCCAAAAAAAAAAGCCGUUUUGACUUUGAAUCUGCCUGCCUAUAUAUCGUGUGUAGAAGUGGGCUAGAGCCCAUCAAAAUGAAUAGGAAAAGUGAGAUUGGGCCAAGAA
Setaria italica (foxtail millet) is the source of this 1534-nucleotide messenger RNA. Its product is annotated as 3-ketoacyl-CoA synthase 12. Gene Ontology annotation, biological process: fatty acid biosynthetic process. Gene Ontology annotation, cellular component: membrane. Lineage: Eukaryota; Viridiplantae; Streptophyta; Magnoliopsida; Poales; Poaceae. The record is from RefSeq and is a predicted model, not a curated record. Bases 5 to 1492 code for a protein of 495 amino acids. Gene Ontology annotation, molecular function: acyltransferase activity, transferring groups other than amino-acyl groups. The transcript has a single exon.